Homarus americanus (American lobster) is the source of this 3245-nucleotide messenger RNA. Its product is annotated as coagulation factor X-like. The coding region runs from base 213 to 2183 and encodes 656 amino acids. Lineage: Eukaryota; Metazoa; Arthropoda; Malacostraca; Decapoda; Nephropidae. The transcript is spliced from 13 exons. Gene Ontology annotation, biological process: proteolysis. Gene Ontology annotation, molecular function: serine-type endopeptidase activity; calcium ion binding. The record is from RefSeq and is a predicted model, not a curated record.
CGCCGCCCGACUGUCGUACCUGUGCUAGUUGAGAACAGCACCUUCAUCGUGCCGGUCGCCUGCCGUUCAGCUCAGCACGCGUCCACCACACUCAAAUACUCGCCUGCGAGCAGCGGCAAGAACAGACAUAGCAAAAGGUCGGGAACCUACCCACACCCACACACACACACAACUAGGAUCAUCUCCACCGUGGUGUGGAGGGAGCCCUGGUGAUGCUGGGACGGCGAGAGUGGUGUCUCCUGGUGGUGGCAGCGGUGAUGGCCUCCCCGGGGAACAGCAAGGGGGAGGCGGAAACAGGUUCACCACGCUCCAAGAGGCAACCAAGGUUGGCUUUCCCGCAGUUCCAGCUUGGAGACGUUGGUAUCAGCUUCGGUAUUCCAAACUUCAACGGCGGCGGAGGUAGUGGUGGUGGUGGUAAUAGUGGUGGUAAUAAUAGCGGCGGCAGUGACAGGCAAGACGGGAAUAAUAGUAAUAAUAAUAACCCAUUCGCCUCUGCUAUCGGGUCCAUCCUGGGCGGCUUCAUCAACGGCCAGAACAGACCCAACAACAACAACGGUGGAGGCCGCAACCCUCCCGGGAACCCCAACAGACCCGGUAACCCCAACAGACCCGGUAACAGACCAAACAACAGACCGGGAGAGAAUGUUCUCGGGAAUAUUAACAUUGGCGGGUUGCCCGUCACCGUCACCGGAAAUCAAAAUGGAUUCGGCAUUUCCUUCGGUCAAGGCGGUUGUGGUCAAGACAACGGCGGAUGUGAACAAAACUGCCGUGUGGUGCGCCGGAGGUCUCGCUGCUCCUGUAACCCAGGCUACUUCCUCAACCCCGAUCGUCGCUCCUGCGCCGAAAUGAACGAGUGUCUCCGGAACAACGGUGGCUGUGGCGACGUCUGCGUCAACAACCCCGGCUCCUACACCUGUGCGUGUAAAAGCGGCACCCUGCAGUCUGACCAGCGUACCUGCUCCUCUGGCGGCCAAAAUUGCAACAUCAACAACGGUGGAUGCUCACAGAUCUGCUCACAGAACCAACAAGGCGUGAAAUGCUUCUGUCAGCAAGGUUUCUCCCUGGGCCGUGACGAUACCUCCUGUCUUCAGCUGGACCUCUGUCUCGAAAACAAUGGCGGCUGUGAGGAAAUCUGCACCAACUCCUUCAGGGGCCAAGUUUGCUCUUGUAAACCCGGAAAGGUAUUAGGGAGGGACGGUCGGUGUCAGGAUAUAAACGAGUGCCAGUUUAAUAACGGAGGGUGCCACUACCGCUGCAUCAAUACUCUGGGAUCCUUCAAGUGCGAGUGUCCGCCUGGCUAUGAGCUGGUCAACGAUCGCUUCUGUCAGCAGAACAGACCAAUCCCACCAUCCACCACCACGACAAGUACGACAACCACGACUACCACAACCCAAAGGCCGUCUACGGAAGGCACUGGAGGCACACAACCCACAAGUGGCUGCGGAAUCAAUCCUAAGAAGUCGCUGUUCAACCGCAUUGUGGGAGGGCAGCGUGCGGACCCGAAGGACUGGCCGUGGAUGGCUGCACUGUUACUGGCUGCGUCCAACACACAGUACUGUGGAGGAACUCUGGUCACCAACAUACACAUCCUCACUGCCGCUCACUGCCUCAAACCGUUCAGCGCGAAGGACAUCCGGGUGAAGCUGGGAGAAUACAGCUUCGAACAGACCUCCACUAAUUCCCUCGAAUUUAAUGUUGUCAGUAUCCGGAUGCACGAAAGGUACAACUCAAACACGCAGGAGAACGACAUCGCUCUGAUCAAGCUGGACCGGCCAGCCACCUUCAGCGAGUUUAUAUGGCCUGUGUGUCUCCCUGAGCCACGCACUUCCUACACGGACAGGAACGGCUACGUCACAGGUUGGGGCACUAUCAGGUUCGGAGGACCAGUAAGCCCGGUGCUGCUGGAGGUGGUGGUGCCGGUGUGGAAGCCCGAUGAGUGCAGAAGCGCCUACCCCAACAAAAUCUUCCCGGGCAUGAUGUGUGUAGGCAGCAAAGCGGGCGGCAAGGACUCCUGUCAGGGUGACUCCGGAGGUCCCUUCCAGGUACAGGAGUUCCGCAGUCGUCGGUGGUACGUGGCUGGGAUAGUGUCGUGGGGCGAGGGGUGUGCCCAAGCGCCGAAGCCUGGCGUCUACACUGAAGUUGCUCUUUAUGUCGACUGGAUCAAGAGUAACGCCAUCUUCUAACAUCAAUUGGGAUAAGAGGGAAGAGAUUGGGAGGAGAGAAACGUAGAUAAAAUUUCCUUGUGUGAGAUCAAGUUCCUAUACUGAGAAGGCCAUUUAUGGUGACUGGACCAAGUACUGUAGCAUCAUCAAUCUCUAGCUUCAGGUGGGAUGGGAUAGGAGAGGAGGGGAAGGAAAGUAGGGAGUAAAGGACAGUUAAAUGACUAAGUUGGUGAGUAAACAGAGACAAGAAGUUUGGAAGGGAAAGAGAUGAAGAAAGAUGAGUGGAACAGAAAUAUAAUGGACGAAGGACCAAACAAGUGCAAGACAGAGACCAAAUAACGGGGUUAGACAAAGUGAAGAAGAAUUACCUCAUACAAACAUAAUCGGGAUGAUAGUAAGAUACUUUCAAGGCGAAGAUACAAUAUUAAACACCAAAAGAAAAGGAAAAUGUUAUAUAACUCGCUGGCGCCUGAGACGCACUGCUAUAGUCUUUCAUACACUCACCAGAUCACAGCUAUUAGCCCAUUACAACACAACCUAACCUAACCGUAAUAUCCUGCUGAUUCCUGUACUACAACGACCCUGCGGAUGUAUUAUUGACGAUAACAUCAUGACGCUCAAACACCAAAACUAGAGGCAGUGUAAACCAAAUGCCUUUAAUAUACGAGUAGAAUAUGAAAUUACCCAGCGUUUAGUGUUAGGAAUCAUUAUAUUUCAGGUUUACAAACACUUCCUUCCAGCCAGAUGCAUCUCUCUUAAUCCUGUAGGUGCAGUAAUGUUUUGGGCUGGUACUGCUCUACGCACACACACAAACACACACACGAUGGCCUACGACGACCAAACCCACCUCCUAUUUCUCCUCCUCCAUCUUGAACUAGACUACAAGAAGCAACCUGACUAUUAUUUUAUUUAUUCCAUAUGUCUUUUUAUCUGCGUCAGGAUGUUUAUCUUACGUAUAGAGCAGUGUGUAUCUCGACUGACCAGUAUUGCCUUAUUUCAACUGUAAAACUUUUAUUAUUUCUGUGAGUCCGGGUUAUUAACUCCAGGUUAAUCAUAUUUAUAAUAAUAAAAUAAUAAAACCAU